Molecule: messenger RNA, 741 nt
Organism: Acanthosepion pharaonis
Lineage: Eukaryota; Metazoa; Mollusca; Cephalopoda; Sepiida; Sepiidae
Source: the annotation of a GenBank genome assembly
AUGCGUAUUGUAGGAUUGUUUUCUUUUUCUUUUCUCUCUCUCUCUCUCUCUAGUCAUAUUUUUUAUCAACGUUUUUCAUUUUCCCUUAACGAAUUGCAUAAGAAAUAUUCAUUCUUUGUCAUUUUUUUUCAUUCAUUUGCUUUCUUUAGAAUUUCACCCUUUCCUUUCUGUUCACUCUUUUCCCAUUUAUUCAUUGUAUUCCCUUUCUUUCGCAAAUGCAAUCUGAAACGCUUUUUUCCCCUCAAAAGCAUUCCUGCAUUUUCUUAUUCUCUUUCCUGGCACCGACUCUCUCUCUCUCUCUCUCUCUCUGCUUAUUCUUUCUCUUCAUUACUAACUUACACAUAUUUUAAUGCUUUCGAUAUUCUCCUCAUGAAGCAUAUUCCGCGAUCACUCGGAUUAUUCCUCAUUCGCUCUCUUUCACUUUGUAUUCUUUUCUGUUUUUCGCUUCCUCCCUCAUUGAUUCAUCCGUUUAUCUCCCUCUUAUUUGUUUUUUUUCUCUUCCUUUUUUUCUAUCUAUCUCCAUUUGUUUUUAUUUACAUUUUGCAUUUUUAUAAAGAAUUAAUUCAAUUUUAUGUCCUGUUUUUCGUCCAUACACAUUCAUUUUGCUUUCUUGUUCACUCUAUCAUUUUUUCUGGCAAAUCUAUCUAUCUAUCUAUCUAUCUAUCUAUCUAUCUAUCUAUCUAUCUAUCUAUCUAUCUAUCUAUCUAUCUUCGUCCGUUCAUAGCCGGAGAGUUUAUGUAG